CCGCAGCUUGGUUUCAAAUCGAUGAAAAAUGUUGCGCGUCUUGCUGGCUAUUUCCACCUGCUCUGUAUCUUCUGCUUAUAAUGCGGCGAAGGAAGUGUCGGAAGGACCUUCGUCAUUCGUUUGCGUUGAUGGAUCCGAAAUUCUUCUUGCCCGAGUCUGCGACGGAAGACCCGAUUGCCAUGACAUUUCCGAUGAAACUCGGAAACUUUGUCGUCGAGUUGUAUGUCCAAUGUCUGCCUUCCGGUGUGCCUACGGAGCAUGUAUACCUCGGGGAUCUCGAUGUGACGGGAUUGAAAAUUGUGCGGACGGUAGCGACGAGACGCGCUGCGACGUAGCGGAAAUUUGCACCGAUCGUGAGUUUCAAUGCGUCGAUUUCCCCGAGUGCAUUCCACUAAAAGAUAUUUGCAACGGCUAUCCGGAUUGUCGGGAUGGUAGCGACGAGAACGCCACAACUUGUCUCGGCCAUCCGUGCCCGUCGCACACCUAUCACUGCUCUUACGGUGGAUGCGUUCACCAGGAAGUCAUAUGCGACGGUACCAAGGACUGCAUCGAUGCCACUGACGAAGACCCGGCUUCUUGCAGAGCGAUGAAUUGCCGCGGCUCCGAAUGCGAGCAAUAUAAGUGCAGCGACCAAGAAUUCACCUGCGAAAGUGGUGGGCAGUGCAUACCUAACGAUAAAGUGUGCGAUGGAAGUCACCAGUGCAGGGAUGGUUCGGAUGAAGAUUUCAAACGGUGCAGCACGCACACGUGCCCACCAGGGUUCUUCCAGUGUUCUUACGGUGGUUGCAUACCGGAGAGCAAGAAAUGUAACUUCGAGCAAAACUGUUACGAUUGGAGCGACGAAGACGAGAAAAUGUGCGGCGUCAGUUUGCCGGAAGGAGCCUGCCGUUUGCCACCCACCAAACCUGGAACCCACUACAGAGUUUCAGGCUGUCCCGAUUGUCACCCCGGCGAAGUUGUCGCGGAAUUAACGAAGCUCGAAUAUUUCUGCGACAUUGAAGGAUCCCUCGAAGGCUCCGACACGAUCUUCUGCGAAGAUAACGAAUGGACACCUUCGAUUCCAACGUGUCCCACGGAAGGUGGUUUGAGUAUAACUUGCCCACCUUUGGCUGCGCCUGGUGCAGUUAAAAGGUGCGAAGUGAAAUGGGGUCCCCAUGAAGGAUGGAUACCUUGCGAUCGUUACGUUCCUGUAGGCACUCACGCUUUCUUGGAAUGUCCAAUUUACUACGAACCGGAAGCCGGAGCAUCUCACGUUACAUGUUUGCAUGACGGGGCAUGGAGUCGAAAGCAUCUCAGCUGUAAACCGGAGUGCGGAAAUCGAGAUCUGUCGGUUUUGCCAUUGAUAGUUAAGGGAUGGGAGGCAUCUUUGAGCGAUCAUCUUCCGUGGCAUGCUGCAUUAUUUUCAUUUGAGAAUGGAAGGCCGAGUUUUUUCUGUGGUGGAACUCUGAUCGCUGAACGAUUGGUUCUCACGGCUGGGCAUUGCGUGUGGCAGAGUGAUGCUGAUCUCUUGAAAGUCGUCCUCGGUGCUUUCUCGAGCGACUUCGAUGCCCAAGGAGAAGAUGCGCAGGUCUUCGAUGUGGAAAAUAUCGAAUUGCAGUAUUCCUAUCAGGACCGCGAAGGAAACUACGGCUCAGAUCUUGCUAUAUUGUUACUGAAAAAAUCCGUGGUAAUUAAUUCAAGCGUCAGUCCAGUCUGCAUUGAUUGGACCGAUGCCAAUGACGUAGUACAAAGAGAUGGUGCUAUUGGACUGGUGAUCGGCAUGGGGAUAACCGAAAACGACACGUUCAGUUCGUCGCUGAGGAUAGCGUCCGUGGAGAUAGUUUCAGCCGACAAGUGUCGCGAAAAGCAAAAGAGGGAUUUCCGGAAGUACAUAACGUACACUUCGUUCUGUGCGGGAUGGGGAAACGGAACGGGGGUCUGCAACGGGGACAGUGGCGGCGGUUUGUUUCUUCCUAAACCAAAUUCUACGCGCUGGGAAAUACACGGCGUUGUUUCCAUCAGCCCAAGACGUUUAGGGACCAGCUUUUGCGACCCAAAUUAUUACACCAUAUUUACAAAGGUUUCGGCCUACGCAACGUGGAUUAAAAAAUUUAUUGACGAUACACCUGUAAUUGGUCCAUCCAAUUUAACAGACUUGCCAAAUCACGAUACGAUUGGAUAGUAUCCUUCUAUUUUCGGAAAAUCACUUUUGG
This is a messenger RNA of Diprion similis, 2192 nucleotides long. Its product is annotated as modular serine protease-like. Lineage: Eukaryota; Metazoa; Arthropoda; Insecta; Hymenoptera; Diprionidae. Gene Ontology annotation, molecular function: G protein-coupled receptor activity; protein binding; serine-type endopeptidase activity. The record is from RefSeq and is a predicted model, not a curated record. The transcript is spliced from 9 exons. Gene Ontology annotation, biological process: proteolysis. The coding region runs from base 29 to 2161 and encodes 710 amino acids. Gene Ontology annotation, cellular component: membrane.